UCCUUUGACUGUAGCAUUUAGUUACCUAGUCGGCUAACUUUUGCAGAUUCAUUUCCUGCGUUUAAAGCUCACAUAGUUUAUGCCUCUGACUCACGUGGGACAUUCAACUUAAGGCCUGCAGCAUCAGCGAAUAAAAGAAAACUAGACGCUGCAAUACAAAGUGCAUCAAUUAUACAACAAGCUGCAGUUGACAACAACCGUCCCCCCCGUGCAUGCACUGGCAUAAUGGGGGAUCGAGAAAGGAAUAUGGAGAGCAAACGGCUGCCGCGAAUGGCAGCUUGUCUGAUGAUGCGAUUCCCUUCUGAGCGAGAAGUUAUCUCGGGGACUGAUAGAGGUCGUUCGUCCCGGCAAACGUCAGGUGACAUGUCGAACUUUGAAAGGCGCACGUUCGAUGAUUCCCUAGUCACUCCAGACCUGGAGCUGGCCAGUGAGGAGCCACGCAUGCUACUGAAGGACAGUUGUCACGAGGUGGACAUGCUCGCAGAUAACUCUGAGGAUGAGGACCCGUGCGAUGGGUGCUCUCUUGACCCCCUGGAUACCCGUUCUCAUGGGGAAAUCGUCAACAGAAGACCGGAGAAGUUGGAAAGCAGCCCCAAGAGGAGUAACAGAACUGGCGCGAGGUACACAGACUGGCACAAACACAGGACAGCUGCCGUUUGCAGCGAGCGUUUUGACCGUUUACUCCAGGAGUGCCCAGAGUUCCACAGCUGCAAAAGCUCCUUUGCUGCCUUUGUGCUGGAGAGAGAAGUGACCGACACAGAAGGGCAGGUCUGUGAGCAGUAUGAGGUGGUUGCCCUGGGAACAGGCCAGUCCAGCUGCAGUGGAUGGAUCUGCUUCAGUGGGCAUGUGGUGCACGACUGCCAUGCCAUUGCCAUUGCCCGCCGAGCCCUGCGGAGGUUUUUGUUCAAGCAACUGCUCCUGUUCUUCAGCGAUGACCCCAGUUGCAAAGAGAGGUCCAUUUAUGAAAGCACAUCUGAUAGCCACCUACUUCAACUGAAGCCAAAAAUCUAUCUGCACCUCUAUACCAACCAAACCCCUAAGGGGGCUGCACAGUGCAUCGUAACGAAGUUGUCCCUCAGCAGCUACACCACCCUGAAGCUGCAGUGCCAUGCCAAGGGCUCCCUCAUCCCCGCCGUGUUCCUGCACCCCAGCACCUGGGGGGCCCGCAUAUGCUGCAUGUCGGACAGCGACAAGCUGACCCGCUGGGCAGUGACUGGGCUGCAGGGUGCUCUCCUGAGCCACUUCAUUCAGCCGCUCUACAUCACCAGUGUCAUCCUCGGAAGCUCCAGCCACUACUCAGAGAAAGUGUCAGAUACCAUCAACAAAAGGCUGGGUGAGGGGUGGCAGAACCAGCUGACUGAUCCAUUCAGACACCAGAAGAUAUUCCUCUUCAGUGGGGGGAAUGUUGGGCCAGUGGUCUGCUCAAACCACUGCAAGGACAUCAGCCUGAACUGGUGCCUGGGUGACACCAGCAUUGAAAUACUGGAUACUACCAAUGGCCACACUACGGAGGGGUCCCCCUUCAUAAGUGGCCCGGGUUUUUCCAGCAGACUGUGCAAAAGGGCUUUCUUCAGCAUCUUUCGAGAAAUCGCCAAGUUGGGGAACCAUCAAGACCUGCUCAGUCUGGCCACCUACCGUGAUGCAAAGAUGUCCUCCCACCUCUACCAGACUGCCAAAACCUUGGUCAAUGAGCAGUUCAUGACAAACAACGCAGGGCCCUGGAACUCCAAGCAGCUGGUGGACAGCUUCGGCCAUUGAUGGGGAAGCAAAAACAGAUCUUUGCCUUAAGUUCAGAAGUCAUUUUUGGCUUCUUCAUACGUUUGUUUUCAUGUAAAUGACUAAUAAGGCUACAUUACUUCCGUUUCAAAUUCAGUAAGCUUUUAGCAGUUUUAGUUUCCAGAAUGGCUGUACUGGUUUGGUUCUUGGUUUCUAUGUGCAAUAGUAUUGUUUUUAUUAAACUUAUUUUUGAGUUGGAAAACUAUUUUUGAGGCCCAAAGUGUCAAGGUGGGAAAAUAAAAGUUGC
Conger conger (European conger) is the source of this 2023-nucleotide messenger RNA. It is a transcript of the gene adad2, whose product is annotated as adenosine deaminase domain containing 2. Bases 226 to 1758 code for a protein of 510 amino acids. Gene Ontology annotation, biological process: RNA processing; adenosine to inosine editing. The record is from RefSeq and is a predicted model, not a curated record. Lineage: Eukaryota; Metazoa; Chordata; Actinopteri; Anguilliformes; Congridae. The transcript is spliced from 10 exons. Gene Ontology annotation, molecular function: double-stranded RNA adenosine deaminase activity; tRNA-specific adenosine deaminase activity; double-stranded RNA binding. Gene Ontology annotation, cellular component: cytoplasm; nucleolus.